This is a messenger RNA of Fomitopsis serialis, 234 nucleotides long. RefSeq lists its product as uncharacterized. NCBI's taxonomy places the organism in Eukaryota, Fungi, Basidiomycota, Agaricomycetes, Polyporales, Fomitopsidaceae. The transcript has a single exon. The record is from RefSeq and is a predicted model, not a curated record. The annotation marks the transcript as partial.
GCUCCGGCCGCUCUCCAGCCCCGGUGCCCUGCCAACGCUGCAACGAUCCGGCCGGAGCCCCCGCCGGCCGGGUACUGCUCGUCUCCAACGCUCCGGCCGGAGCCCCCGCCGGCCGGGCACUGCUUGUCUCCAACGCUCCGGCCGCUCUCCAGCCCCGGUCGGCCAGAGGGCUUGCCCACACUCGCAAUCCCUCAUGGCCAGGCACCCCUUGUUCGCGUGUGUAAUGGCAAUUGA